Molecule: messenger RNA, 14560 nt
Organism: Coregonus sp. 'balchen'
Lineage: Eukaryota; Metazoa; Chordata; Actinopteri; Salmoniformes; Salmonidae
Source: the annotation of a GenBank genome assembly
CUGUACGUCUAACAACAACUGAGUCGGCGCCCUGUGAAGAAUGAGCUGUAUUAUUCACCCAGACAUGUAACGUAUACGAUUAUAUUAAUCGUUUCUCGCUUUAUUAUCGGAGUUUGUCGAUACUAUAGGCUACUUUAGUCAUAGCACGAGUUCACGACCGUAUUUGUUUUAUUAUUCCGGAAAAAGCCCUUCACACAGGUAAGAAGACGAGUUUCAGUCUCGGCCAUCUCGAUGGCUCGGCUCCUGUAUAUUCUAUUCUCUCGUCAAAUAGUGUUACACUUUUUAGGUGUAUUUUCACACAUUUUAUACAGCCUACCAUUAACAUAAGUGUAUGAAGAUACAGUUUAGUCUAACACAUUCCAACCAAUUAAAGCCUAACAUAUCUCAGGUUGUGUUGUUGAAGGUGAGAAGUAAUAUGGUCAAGAAGUUUGUUUUUAGAGUGCGGAAUUCUCAGCAUUAUUUUCCAGUGACGUGAGUAAACAAAGUAAUAUGCCAUAAAAUGUAUAGGAGGAGUGACACUCAAUGGAUUUACCGCGCAUGUGUGCAAUGCAUAUUUGAAUGAAGGGGGAAAGUUUGCUCGGUUGUUAACCUCGUCAUCAGCUGUCAGUGUCAGUGGGGACAUUGGAUUAUUUAUGGUUUCUGACCAAGGAAUAGACCAGCCCUCAAUGAUGGCCUCUUUUCUACAGUAACACCAUAGUGCUAAAGCCUGUGUGUCGGGCAUUAGAAGUGGGCACUUUCUGGUGAAUGAUGUAGAAUUAUAGAAUAUGAUUAGGUUUUAUUCUAUAGUACAAAGCCAUGUCAUUGACAGUGAUUAUUGAAAUUAUACUGAGUAUUGCAAUGGCACAUCAUAUGAAUAGAGAGGUAACAGAAGAUUUGCUCAUACAACCAAUAUAUGCUCAGUGGUCAGUUUACUAGGUACAGCCAUCUAGUACCAGGUCGGACCCCCCUUUGCCUCCAGAACAGCCUGAAUUCUUCGGGGCAUGGAAACAUUACUCAAUUAGUGUCAAGGGACCUAAUGUGUGCAAGGAAAACAUUCCCCACACAAUUACACCACCGCCACCAGCCUGUACUGUUGACACCAAGCAGGAUGGGGCCAUGGACUCAUGCUGCUUAUGCCAAAUCCUGGCUCUGAAAUCAGCAUGAUGCAACAGGAACCGGGAUUCGUCGGACCAGGCAACGUUUUCCACUCCUCAAUUGUCCAGUGUUGGUGAUCACGUGCCCAAUGGACCAGCUUCUUCUUGUUUUUAGCUGAUAGGAGUGGAACCCGGUGUGGUCGUCUGCUGCAAUACCCCAUCUGUGACACGGACCAACGAGUUGUGCAUUCCGAGAUGCCGUUCUGCGCCGUUAUUUGCCUGUUUGUGGCCUGCCUGUUACCUUGCACGAUUCUUGCUAUUCUCCUUCGACCUCCCAUCAACGAGCUGUUUUCGCCCACAGACUUGCCGCUGACUGGACGGUUUUUGUUUGUCGCACCAUUCUCGGUAAACCCUAGAGGCCAGGAGGCCGGACGUUUCUGAGAUACUGGAACAGGCGCGCCUAGUCCCGACGAUCAUACCACGCUCAAAGUCACUUGGGUCACUCGUUUUGCCCAUUCUAACGUUCAAUCGAACAGUAACUGAAUACCUUGAUGCCUAUCUGCCUGCUUUAUAUAGCAAGCCACAGCCACAUGAUUCACUGUCUGUAGGAGCGAACCAUUUUCGUGUACCUAAUAAACUGGCCACUGAGUGUAUAUUGCUUGGAUGUGCAUGUCAAGUUCAGACAGUCCUAUUUGAUCUUGAGGUGGUAGUGACUAUUGGCUAAUGACUGUUUUAUUGUUAGUGGUGAGCUCUGCUCCAUGGGAAACUGGUGUCAUGUUCCCAAGAGCCUAAAUCAAGAGGUUGUUUGUGUCAAAUGACAUAGGCUAUAGGGGUACUUGGUUUGGAAGAGGUACGUUCCUUUAAAUAAUGGAUCAUAAUUACUGCUUUUCUUCUUCGUUCUCUCUGUAUUGAAUAGCAGACCUAAGGAGCUUUAUGUGACCAAUGACUAUGGAGGCCAUAUCUCUAUUCAUUGAUGGAUAUUCCUGAUCAGAAGUUGAUGCCUUGUUUCUGGAGCCCAUUGUGGUGUGUACUUUUCUGACAGUGGUCUGCUGCUGAACAGUGGGAGGAUUACAGCCUGUGACUUUAGCCUGGAUGGGUUUCUGUAGUGGAGACUGUGGCACCAAUGGGUACCAUGCUCAAGGCUUCAGGUUGGCUAGCAAUCAUACAACUGUCUGGUGUAGAAAGGGAGUGGGUAGAUUAUGAAGCAAUGUGAACUUUAGGGGGCAAGUAUACUGUUUUGGCGUUCCCUGUAUUUUCACUUUCAGUCAAUCAUAACGGACAGUCAAAUCAGUCAGGACACCCCCCUUUUAGCUGAUCUAAUACAUCUCUCUUUUCUGUCUGCCUCAUGGAUUUACCUGCCUUCACUUUUAACGAGGGUGUGCGGAAAAUGUGACUCACCUCUGCUGUUGUGGAGACACAAUGGAAACAUUGGUGAGGUGAGGUUAUUGUCUGUCAUAACCACAGUAAGUGAACAGCUGGCAGUCCUGUUUGACUUAAAAGCUCACCUGUCUAUGAGUGACUGUUCCAAUGCCACCUGCACAUGGAAGGCUAAUCUUUCAUGUUGAGCCAAGACAUUUUUCCUAGAAAGCUUUGAAUGUCACAUGAUUACACAUUGAUGUUGAGGUAUUUCCCCCGUUAAGGUCACCUUGUCAUCUUUAGAACACGCCUUAUACCAGAACUACACAUGAAAAGUUCAGUACUUAACAAUGCAACGUUGCCAACGUUACAAUGUAUAGCAUUGCAUACCACUGCUAUCAAAGCAUGUUUAGCCCGGGAUAAUGAUUGACUGAAGACAUCAAUACCACUGGGAAUUAUUUUCAAAGCAGUUUCCUCCUAGUUAUUUCCUCCAGGCAUUAGAAACCAUUGAUUAAAAUAUAUGAUUCAUGUCUUUGUUAUAUGAUAUGAAACAUUGAUUAAUAUAAUUAAACAUUAAAGGUCAAUGGAACAUUAAAUGGGUUAUACAUGUGAACAUGCCCUUUUAGGCGAUAAGUAGUUGAACAGACUUAAUAAAGCUAUCCUCUGAAAGAAGAACCAAGGAAAGGCCUACGUAGAACCAGGGGACGUGUAAAGGCAGUAGAAUUAAUCAGGGGAUGCUGUAUGGUCGCUAGUCUCACAUCCAAGGUCCCUGCCUGCCUGGCUCCUCAGCAGCCCACUGCCUUUAAUAACUACCCAUGCUGCAUCCUCAAUGAAACUCAAAGGACCCUUCCACUCCGCCACAUUCUCUGUCCAGCUCUCUCCUAUUAAACAUUUAUAGACUAUGUGCUUUUAUGCUAUGACAAAUAUGCAUACCAAAGAUUAGGAGGAAUUUUAUUUAGGCUAAUCUCUGUUUCGGCCAGGCAAGUCUAAACAUGCAUGUGCUGAUAAGGAGGCAUUCCAUCUACUCCAGUCAAGUGUUUGUUUUGUUUUACACAGAAUUCCAAUUAUGGGACACACUUGACUUCAUCAUCCAUCUUCUGAAGUAAUCUCAGAUCAGAUUGAAUAUUUGUAGAGCCAUUGAGUCUGGUCAUGUGAAUUCCCAAAGAAGUGGGGCUCCGUGACCCUUAUCCAUUACAAGAUCACUUGAGUAACGAGAAAGAAAGGCGGUGAGAGAGUGGGCUGUCCUGUUUGACCUCAGGUUGUGUGUGUGUGUGUGUGUGUACACUACUGCCUUGGUGUAAUUGCUCAGCCUUGGGUUUGGCCUCAGUGUUUUGCCUGCGCUAGUGCAACAUCAGCAGUCUGAGUCCCCCCCCACCCCCCCAGCCUAGUCACACCACUCCCCCUCAGUUUGCCACACAGCCGGUGCAGUGCUGGGCACACACACACACACACACACACACACACAGAUCCUCUGACUGUGUGUCGGGGAUGUAGAGCUCUGGUUUCAGUCAGUCUGCAGGCAGCUAGCACAGCUGUUGGCUCUGAGUUUCUUGUUUGCAUGCGGUGGCUGCCGCCUGGCUGGGGCCCCUGGCAAAGCUGAUAUCAGCUUCUCAGGUAGGUGGAACAAAGCUAAUGACAAACAAGAUACAGAAUCAGUCUGCUCUUUUGCCUUGCUGACCGCUCGACUGGGGUCAGAGAGUAGUGCAGGGACUGGUGAGUGAAUGCAGGGAAGCUGGUCUGUGUACAUCAUUCUGUUGGCUGGGUUUUUAUCAUGUGACAAAGGGGAAUGAGAAAAGGUGGCACGCAAACAGCUCAGUAUUUGCAUCAGUAAUGUUGGUUAGAUACUCCUCCUCAGUGUACUUUGUGAGAUGUUCACGCCACACUCAUGUAUACUUGUUUGUUUGUGCUGCAGUUUGCUGGUUUUACGAUACAUUUGACAAGAGUUUUGAUUGAAGCUUACAAAUCAGCUCCUUUUCUUUGCACAUGUGUAGAGUAUGUUGCUAAAAGCGAAGAAUGCAUUUAUAGUCAGCCUCUGCUAAAGACAGGGAAUUAGUGGAGAGAUUAGAUGCCUCACAGAGAGAUAGGAACCUCUGCUGAGGGGGUCAUUAGUGAUGGGGAUUGCAUUUCUGCCCAGUUCAUUCAGUUCUCAUUUUCUUCUAGUGCCAUGUCUGUUCCUUCCCAUUAGCACGGUUUUUACUUUUAGUCAUUUUUGGCCCUUUCUCAGCUCAUUUCAUGGGGGUUUACCCAUUUUAAUGAAGCGCACAGUGACACGUAGCCGAAAGGAGAAUUCCUUCAAUCCCUCAGGAAACCGUCUGAGAGGAAACAGCUGCUGCGGCCUCCAUAUUGUUGCCGCUCUGUGGAUUUGUCAUUUCCUGUUGAGCCAGUCGAUAUGAGUAGGAAAAGUCCCAACUCUAACGGCAGACCUCUUUUGUGCUCCCCUCAACAGAAAUCCAGGAUGAAGACAUGAGGAGGAGAGGACACGCGGUGGAUCAGGGUUUCAACCUCACCUUAACUUUGGAAUGUUUGCCCCCUUAUGAAAUAAACGAAGCAUAUCCUUUCAGGGAGAGGGGGGCACAGAGGAAGUAGGACAGUGGAACAAAGGAAGUUGGACUUGCUAGCUAGGUACUCCAGCCUGUGGCCAUGACUGAGCCCAUGGUCCCCAGUGGCAGCAGCAGUGCUGGCCUGACAUGGGCAAAGAUGUGCAAGGAGUGUGGCCAGCAGCACGAGGGGGGCCACGAGAACCACCUGUACGAGUACCAGGAUGAGGUAGAUGACGAGCUGGUGUGCCACAUCUGUCUGCAGCCCCUGCUGCAGCCCAUGGACACGCCGUGCGGACACACCUACUGCUUCCAGUGCCUCAGCAGCUUCCUGAAGGAGCAGGACUUCUGUCCCGUGGACCGCCAGCAGCUGCAGCUUCACCAGUGCCGGCCCUCCAGCCUGCUGGUCAGGAACCUGCUGGACAAGCUGACCGUGCUCUGCCCACACCAAGCUGAGUGCCAGCAGCAGAUGCAGCGCUGCGAGCUGCAGCCCCACCUGCACAACAGGUAAAGAGGGUUAUGGCCGGGGCACCGGGGUGAUGGGCCGGGGAAGAGGGAGAUGGAGAUGGGAAAGUUUAGUUGAGCUUAAAAUGUCUGCUUUGCAACAAGAGUAAGUAAGCCAAAAUAGUACCUGUCUGUUUGCUGUAGUUUAUAUUUGGCUGGUCUAUUUAUUUUCCUAUGCCUGAAUUUAGCAAUACAUUUUGAGUUAAUGGGUCAAAUGUUAACCUAACAUGGAUUCACAGAACAUAAGUCAAUCAGGUUUAGAGUCUCCCAUGAAAUAGCUUUUAUUACAUAGUGCCUGGACUCAAAGGAGAGGUUCAGUCUCAAAUGUCAUAUCCCCGAGAUCUUUGUAAUUUGUGGAUUAGCCUUCCCUUUCCUCACGUGGCCAAUGUGGUAUGGUGCUUAUCGUCUUAGUGGUUAGCUAGCAGCUAUGACGCAGUCAGUAGUGGGUAAAGGUUAUGUUGUGAUAGCUGGUCAUGCUGCUGCCAUCCGUCCAGUGCAAACAGACAGGAGGCAGAGUUCAGACAGCAGGACCAGCAGCAGUAGCUCUCUCUCUGACUUAAUCACACUCGACCUGUCCCCCCCUCAGUCUCCCUGCAAUGCAGUAAAAAAGCCUCCUCAUCUGCAUAGCUCUUCUCCUCUUCUCAUAGUCUCACUCUCUCUGACUCCCUCACCAGUCACUCAAUCUAUUCAUUCCCAUUUCCCACACCUCUAGCUUUUUAGAAUUUUCCUCCUCCUCACUGAAACAAAUGAAUGAACAUUGAUCGAACUCCCUUUUUUGCUGGUCACACAGAAUCUAAAGAAAUGUAGGUGGUGUGUGCUCACUCACGAUAUUUUAGGUUACCUUCAUGGACAGCUUUGGAUGAAUGUCAUGAGGGUUAAUUAAAAGGAGGAUUGUUGAUCUAACUCUCUCACUCUUUUCCUCUCUCUCCUUCUUUCUCCCUCUCCUCCCUCUUUCAGAUGUCCUGUUUUCAGAAGGCUGAGGGAGGAGGCAGAGAGGAGGAAGAGACCCCCCUGGAAUGAGCUUAAGGGGAACAGGGGUGAGGGGGAGUCGGGCGUUGAUACCAAACACACCCGUACCCCCACCCGGGGCGUCCUGCCCGAGCCUGGCCUCAUCAACCCUGCCUUCGAAGAGAGUGAGGACGGUAAGAUGUCACACGUCACUCACGUCCUACUCCGCCCGCAACACAAACCAGAUAGACGUCACACUAACGUCACUAUGUCUGAAGUCUGAUUAUAGGUGGAUGAUAAUGAUAGUCUGUCAGUCUAAGUGAAUAGCAGUGAGCUCCCAUUGAAAAAAGACGAUACUUUUUAAGAAUGGGAAAGCACCCGGGGAAAGGACGGGACAGGAAACAGUCUGUCAGCUGUGUUAACUUUAGGGAAAACCCAAAGCCCCUUUGAUGUGGCCAUCCCUGGCAAGAGCGUUGCCAGACCUGGAGAAGAGGAGUGCUGAUCAUUUAGCUGGGGGCUUAGGAUUUCAGACACUCAGGCCAAAACCUCGUCUGAACCUUCAGAACGUGUAUCAACCAGAUAUGGAAACCAUGUGUUUGACUCCGUUCCUUUCAUUCUAGUCCAGCCAUUACAAUGAGCCUGUCCUCCUAUAGCUCCUCCCACCAGCCUCCUCUGGUAUCAACCUAACCUCUGUCUGGUCUAGACUUAGAACCCCUCCUGACAUUUUGUAAUCCAGUACUGUGGAACAAAGUCCAUCAAAACAAAGUUACCUGGCAAUACUGGUGAUUGUUAUCACAGAAAUGAUUAGCUCAUCAUGAGUGAUUCUUGGGGAAUAGGUUGCCACUCGCCCUACAUGAAUCAGAACCAGGGGUGUGUGUUGGCAUUGCACACACAAUAACAGGCAACCAUGGACCAUUGAUAUAUGUUUGAGCAUAUAUGAAUCUCGGUGUGUGUGUGUGCGCGCGUCAGGUUGUUUGUCUCUGUUUAUGUAAACAUGUACCUCCAAAAUCAUCAUGCCCUUGUCUGCCCCCUUCUCUCCCCCCACAGAGACCCCCCUGCGGUCCAGCCUGGUGGCCGAGGCCAAUGUGGUGGAGAUGUUUCGGGAAGAGCAGGAGUUGGGCCUGCGUAUUGUGGGAGGAAAGGACACGCCCCUGGGGAACAUAGUCAUCCAGGAGAUCAUCCGUGACUCACUGGCGGCCCGUGACGGCAGGCUGGCCCCAGGGGACCACAUUCUGGAGGUGAGACAGGUUCUUCACUGCAAAUAAUAGAGGGAUAGGUCACCUGAAAAAUAUGUUCAGUCCUCUACCCUCCUUCCCAUCCUCUUAUGUAGCUUUAGUGCUGUAGCCGUAUACUUUCAAAUGACCACCUUGACGAUGGUAAUGGCUGCACUUUGUGAAGAUUGUGCUUUAUGAGAAGCUUUGACCUAUGCAGUCAGGAUAUUCCACACAAACACCCUAUUCCCUUUGGUUCCCAUGAUCCUCAGUAAAUAGAGGCAUUUGUUGGUGGGGAAGCAGAUAUUCGGGAUGAACGGGUCUCUGGCUCCAUGGUAACAGGCGUGGCAGAGCUCUGUUGUCCAAGCAGGCCCAUGAAACACUGUUUCAGGCCGAGCCCCUUCAGGCCGAGCCCCAUCUUCUGGAAGGCCAAAGUUCACAUGAUUGCAGACAGGCUCUGUCUAGUUUUCUUCAAUGUUUUCUUUUUCUUGGACAGAAAGGGCUGAUUAUGACACGUAGUCUAGUGACCUUUUGGCUAUGGUCCUGGUUGUAAAUUAGCCAAAAGGCUAAGCAAGAUGAAAUGCUAGUGGUGAGGGUGUCUGGUGAAGUCUCAACACAUGAGUCCACUCGCUUGAUGGUCUGCGUGCUCCAUGUUGCUCUGUCUGUCUGCGUGCUCCGUGUUGCUUGUCCUAUGUUGCUCUGCAUGUGCUAUUUGUCUGUCUGUAUUGUAAUUGCUUUAAAUAACUUGCCCAGGGACAUUUACUGAAACUUUGAUUUAAUGUGCACUGUUCCUGUAAAAAUCCAAAAUAAACUCAAACCUGGUUUCCAUCCAGAGGGUAGAACUAGGGUACAGAGAUAGUAUAUCUUUGAAAGGGCUUUCACAAAGAUACAGCUUCCUUUCUUCCCACAAUCCUGCUCCCUCUCUCCUCCUUGGAUUUCUCCUCCCCCAGCUGUAUGGCAGGGGUGCCUGAGCCCAUCUCUUCCUCUGGGCUGACCAAUCACACAUUUGGAAUGAAAACACUCAUCUCACCUCUACUGGCUGCCUUGGUAGCAGUAAUACAGUGGGGAAAAAAAGUAUUUAGUCAGCCACCAAUUGUGCAAGUUCUCCCACUUAAAAAGAUGAGAGAGGCCUGUAAUUUUCAUCAUAUGUACACGUCAACUAUGACAGACAAAUUGAGGGAAAAAAAUCCAGAAAAUCACAUUGUAGGAAAAUUGUAGACCUGCACCAGGCUGGGAAGACUGAAUCUCCAAUAGGUAAGCAGCUUGGUUUGAAGAAAUCAACUGUGGGAGCAAUUAUUAGGAAAUGGAAGACAUACAAGACCACUGAUAAUCUCCCUCGAUCUGGGGCUCCACGCAAGAUCUCACCCCGUGGGGUCAAAAUGAUCACAAGAACGGUGAGCAAAAAUCCCAGAACCACACGGGGGGACCUAGUGAAUGACCUGCAGAGAGCUGGGACCAAAGUAACAAAGCCUACCAUCAGUAACACACUACGCCGCCAGGGACUCAAAUCCUGCAGUGCCAGACGUGUCCCCCUGCUUAAGCCAGUACAUGUCCAGGCCCGUCUGAAGUUUGCUAGAGUGCAUUUGGAUGAUCCAGAAGAGGAUUGGGAGAAUGUCAUAUGGUCAGAUGAAACCAAAAUAUAACUUUUUGGUAAAAACUAAACUCGUCGUGUUUGGAGGACAAAGAAUGCUGAGUUGCAUCCAAAGAACACCAUAUCUACUGUGAAGCAUGGGGGUGGAAACAUCAUGCUUUGGGGCUGUUUUUCUGCAAAGGGACCAGGACGACUGAUCCGUGUAAAGGAAAGAAUGAAUGGGGCCAUGUAUCGUGAGAUUUUGAGUGAAAACCUCCUUCCAUCAGCAAGGGCAUUGAAGAUGAAACGUGGCUGGGUCUUUCAGCAUGACAAUGAUCCCAAACACACUGCCCGGGCAACGAAGGAGUGGCUUCGUAAGAAGCAUUUCAAGGUCCUGGAGUGGCCUAGCCAGUCUCCAGAUCUCAACCCCAUAGAAAAUCUUUGGAGGGAGUUGAAAGUCCGUGUUGCCCAGCGACAGCCCCAAGACAUCACUGCUCUAGAGGAGAUCUGCAUGGAGGAAUGGGCCAAAAUACCAGCAACAGUGUGUGAAAACCUUGUGAAGACUUACAGAAAACGUUUGACCUGUGUCAUUGCCAACAAAGGGUAUAUAACAAAGUAUUGAGAAACUUUUGUUAUUGACCAAAUACUUAUUUUCCACCAUAAUUUGCAAAUAAAUUCAUAAAAAAUCCUACAAUGUGAUUCUCAGGAUUUUUUUUUUCUCAUUUUGUCUGUCAUAGUUGACGUGUACCUAUGAUGAAAAUUACAGGCCUCUCUCAUCUUUUUAAGUGGGAGAACUUGCACAAUUGGUGGCUGACUAAAUACUUUUUUUCCCCACUGUAUAACUGCUCACUUUUUGGGGUCCUUUGUGGACAGCUAGUGGCUGUAAAGAGAUAUGUGUGACAGAGCGGAGAUUGAAUUCCUAAUUUGUUGAAAUUGAAUCCCUCGCUUCCCCCUGAGUCGAUGUAUUGAUUUUAAGAAGGGCUUCUCUCAGAUUAGGUUUGUAAAGCUGGAAUUGGUCUAAAAUGGGUCCAAUUAUUUACACCUACUCUACCAAAGGUCGAUACAAUGCCUCAAUACAAUGCAUCAAUACAAUGCAUCGACCAACAUGAGUCGAGGUACCUGUGGUUUUUGGCUGUACAUGUCAAAGAUGGAGGCACAGCUCUUACUCUUUUCAAAGUUGUAUGUCUACUUCUAUUGAUUUUCUUAUUGUUAAAAACGGUGAUUCCAUGAGGCCAAACAAUCAAUACCAGUUUAAAAGGAACUAGAGUUACACCUCCAUCCUAUGAUGUAUUGUUCUACAUAAUUAUAUCUUGAUCAGGAGAAAGUAUUUUAAUUUGGCUAUCCAUCAAGGCAGGGACCAGUCACUUCCCACAGCUGUCAAUACUCUGUGUAUAUUUAGUCCACCUGCAGUGUUCCAGAGGGCUGCUGUAUCAUUGACAGUGUUGCUGACCGUGUGGUGUUGUGUUUCUAGGUGAAUGACGUCAGCCUGGCGUCUAUCCCACACGGCCGGGCCAUCUCCGCGCUGCGGCGGCCAUGCCCUCUGCUCAGACUCAUCGUCAUGCAGGAGAAGGGCUUCAACCCCCGUCACCCGCAACGCCCUGGCCUCGAGCACCACACGCCCCCCUCCACCAUCACGGCCACCGCCUCCCCUCCCACUCACAGUCCCCACGGCACCGCUCACAGCCAGGGUACGGUGAUCCAGGUGACGCUGGUGAAGAGGGACCGCUCGGAGCCGCUGGGCAUCAAACUGAUCCGCAAGUCGGACGAGACGGGGAUCUUCAUUCUGGACCUGCUGGCGGGGGGGCUGGCGGCCAAGGACGGGAAACUAUGCAACAAUGACAAGGUGCUGGCAAUCAACGGGCAGGACCUGAGACACGGCACCCCAGAGAGCGCAGCACAGAUCAUACAGGUAUGUCUUCUAUAGUAGACAAGUUACAGCACGGCUAUUCCAUGCAGACCAAAGCACGAGACAUUAUGGAAAUAGGAUUCAUUAUAAUCUCUUACGGAAACAUUGACUUUCAUGUUAGCAGAGGUUCCCAGGGUAUAUUUGCUGGCUGUGUAAUGAAUGUGAGGCCCGAAGUAUGUGUGUGUAUAAUGUGUGUGUCUGCAGGCCAGUGAGGUGCGGGUGAACUUUGUGGUGAUGAGGCAGCCGGAGCCCCAGGAGGAGGGGGGCAGCGGUGGAGCGGGGGAGGGCCGAGUGGCCAGGAGGGCUCCAGAACCCCAGAAUUUCAGACGCCCCUCCACCUACACGAAGGUAAACAAUCUCCUCCCCCGAUGUUUAGAACUUACUACAAACUGCUGUAUAUCUCAGUUAGUGUAUGUUAGUAUGAAAAAUGUAUGCACUCACUAACUGUAAGUCGCUCUGGAUAAGAGCGUCUGCUAAAUGACUCAAAUGUAAUGUAAUGUUAGUGUGUGCACACAUGAUCCUAAAAGCCUGUCAUGUUUACAUAAUGUAAUCAUGGCACCACGAUCGAUCAGUCCCAUCCCAGCCCUCUGUCACCAGUCCAGGCUACCUAGCACGUCCACAGAAGCCAUCCUCACUCAGACAGAGGUGAAAGGGGCCUUGGGAGCAGACCGACACGUGUCCCUGGUCCAGAGAUAAAAGCCCUUCUCUGGGGCCUGCUCACUCCUGAUCAAAAGGCCCAGAGUGCUGCCUCCCUCUGCCGCUGCGGGGCCACUACCACGUUUUGUUUGUUUAUAGCUUCGGGUGGCAGAGGAUCAAAGCCGGUGAUGGUUAGCUUUCACCUGCAGAGCCCAGGCUUUGAGUGUUGCUGGGGGUGAAGGGUUCCCUGCUGGGGGGAGGAAGAGGGAGGGCGCUCCUCCUCCCCUCCCCAGCCCCCUCUGAAGGUUUACAGACUCCAGAGCAAAACAAUAAGGAGCUGUGGAUUUCGACACGUGCACCAGAGAGCCGAGUGUCGAUCCUCUGGGUUUGAGUCCGCAGCUGCAUCUGAGAUGUUGCUGCUUACAUUGGUUUGGACAAGCGGUUUCACGAGGAAUCAAUUAGGUCAAAAGAUCCUUCUCAGUUCUAGGAAAUGGAGAGGGGAAGAUGAUGGGCAGCAUAGCCGAGAAGGAAUGCCGAGUUAGGCAUAUAGUGCUAGUUUUCUUUGAUGGCAGUCUUUUCUAUGAUGACCAGAAAUAAUUCUUAAGAAGUCGUUUUGGUCUUAAGAACAGGAAGUAAAUCUAAAUAGCCUACUGCUCCUCAUCAAUGGAAAGCAAAUGAAGUGUUCUUCCUGGUGUUUCCCAGGAUCCUCCAGGGGGCUUCUCCAGCCAGGAGAAGACGGUGAGUCUGAAGAAGGAUCCAAGACUCUCCCUGGGCAUCACCAUCGCUGGGGGGAGGGACUGCCGCAGUCGCCUGCCCGUCUACAUCACCAGUGUCCAGCCUGUCGGCUGCCUACACCGAGACGGCACUAUCAAAAAAGGUACACUUGGGAUAAAUGCUUUCAUACAACCACCAAACCAGUGACCAUUAUCAGUCAUGGUUUUGAUAGGACAUUACCGUUUUCAUUCCAUACGUUGACCCCAUGUAGCAUGGCUAAUGUUCAGAUUUAAAUGCCUAAGGGGAUAAUUCUGUUAGUGAAGGGGUAGACAAUGCAUACCUCUUGCACAUUUAACGGGAAGACCUUUUGAAGUAAGGCCAGCUUUGCAUGCAGAGGCUAGGUUUUCUUGACAUGGUUCUGGUUUCUGUUGCCCAGGGGAUGUCCUGCUGAGCAUCAACGGCGUGGAUCUGACCCAGCUGACCUACAAUGAGGCGGUGUCGGUGCUGAAGGCUCAGACGGCUCAGGCCCAAGUGGUCCUCAGGGUCAUCCAGACCAUCUCAGAGGAGCCAGAGGACGAGGGGGAGGCCACCAAGGAUGCCAUGGAAUCUGUGGAGAACCCAAGGGAGGAUGACGCCAACUGGGCCCCACAGUGGACCCGCUGGCUGGGCCUGCCCAGGUAAGCACACACACUAAUCAUUGGUUGGAAAAUAACUCGCCUCAAGUUUGCAUGACCUCAACUUUGCAUUCCUUCAAAUCCAUCUGUGUCAUGAGUACAGCUAGUCUGUUGCAUCGGAAAAGUACCCUAUCACUUGUUUCAGGCGGCCAUUUAAAACAUGGAGGUCUUACAUUUGUGCUUAUGAAAUCACACAGACACUUUUGAGUGUAACUUCCUCUCCUCUUCCUUACAGUCACAUGCACUGGUGCCGUGACAUUGUGUUGCUGAAGACCAAUCAGGAGAGCUGGGGCUUCAGCAUUGUGGGCGGCUACGAGGAGAGCCAUGGACAGCAGCCCUUCUUCAUCAAGACCAUCGUGCCUGGUACACCCACCCACCUCGACGGACGCCUCAAGUGAGUUGCUUCACACUGGCAGUGCUAGUUUAUUAUCAUAAACCUCAGUGAGAAAACACAUGUGGUUACUAUCUGGGAGGUUGAAGAAGUGUAGGAGCAGUGAGAAGGGGGUUAUGUUUUGGUAAGUCUGCCCUGUUCUUUGAUAAGGCAUGUACUCCCUUUUGUGCAAACUUGCCUCCCCAAGGACAGGAUUUAACAGAAAUACCUGGUGUUACCAUUUAAUUAAACUGAGAGCAGAGAUGGAGCCAGCCUGGUAUCCAGUGCUCAUUAGAUGUGAUUCCCCUGUAGAAGGCCAUCAUAUUUAGACCUUACUGCACAGCUGUUAGGAGAAUGAUUAUGGUGGAGGGUAGGUCAUUGUGUUACAUGUAUUGUGCCCAUCUCUGUGCCCCAUGUUUACGGACUGUCCCUCUGUGUUGUCUCCAGGUGUGGUGAUGAGAUUGUAGCUGUGAACGGAGCCACCACGGUGGGCAUGAACAACUCAUCCCUCAUACCCAUGCUCAAGCUGCAGAAGAAUAAAGUCACACUGACUGUGGUGUCCUGGCCGGGGAGCCUGGUGUAGAUACACACACACACACACACACACACUCUGCCUUACUCCUGUCUCCACUGACUGUGGUGUCCUGGCCGGGGAGCCUGGUGUAGAUACACACACACACAAAGAUACACACACACACACACACACACACAGACGCACACCCUGCCUUGCUCCUGUCUCCACUGAGCCUCUUGUCAUCUCUGCACACAACACCCUAGAAUCUCAUUUGUGACAUUCUUGGAAAGAUGGUUACUUCUCCGAUUUAUUGUUAAUUUCACUAGAUAAUCUCUUCUGAUGUGGAUUGUAAUAUAGAUUGUCAAUUUGCACAUUGCUCUAGCUGACUAGUGUGACUGAAUUUCACAUUUGAUUUGUUUCACUGCUUUGGUUAUUGUUGUUGUUACUCAAAAGGGCCAUUGAUUGUCUGGCUGAACAAAUUGGGUUUAUCAGGGUGAAGGAUGAAUUGACAAUCAAUGAACUAUUAAAAGUUGGAAUCCUUAAUGGU